Cuscuta campestris is the source of this 582-nucleotide messenger RNA. The record is from the annotation of a GenBank genome assembly. Lineage: Eukaryota; Viridiplantae; Streptophyta; Magnoliopsida; Solanales; Convolvulaceae.
GCCUGGUGUUGUCUCUUCCGUUUGUGUGAGUGGGUGGGGAAUCGGAGACGACGGCGAGCGAGAUCAGUAAUUCGAAGGAGGAGGAAGAAAUCUCAAAAAAAUGAUAGAGGUGGUUCUGAACGAUCGACUGGGGAAGAAGGUGAGGGUGAAGUGCAACGAAGACGACACGAUCGGAGACCUGAAGAAGCUCGUGGCGGCGCAGACCGGAACCAGGGCCGAAAAGAUCCGAAUCCAGAAGUGGUACACCAUCUACAAGGAUCACAUCACCCUCAAGGACUACGAAGUCCACGACGGCGACGGCCUCGAGCUCUACUACAACUAAUCCCUCUCCAGAUCUCUCAUCUUUCUCUUUCUGUACGUAAUUGUUGAACCCUACCUAAUUAUUAAUGCCGAUGGAUGUGUUCAUAAUAUAGCCUCCUUGUUAGGUAGGUUGUAUAAUUCUCUGAUAAUCCUUUUCUUCAACAAUGGAGUUUGUCAUGAUUUUCUGGAUUUCUGUUAAACCUAUAUACUCCACCAUCUGGUUCCGUUCAAAUUAUGUACUUUACAAUGUGAUUCAGCCAUGAAUGAAUUCUAUUGUCUCUU